This is a messenger RNA of Aspergillus campestris IBT 28561, 2148 nucleotides long. RefSeq names its product DAO-domain-containing protein. Lineage: Eukaryota; Fungi; Ascomycota; Eurotiomycetes; Eurotiales; Aspergillaceae. The coding region runs from base 228 to 2081 and encodes 617 amino acids. Gene Ontology annotation, biological process: RNA splicing; retrograde transport, endosome to Golgi. The record is from RefSeq and is a predicted model, not a curated record. The transcript has 3 exons. Gene Ontology annotation, cellular component: cytoplasm; late endosome. Gene Ontology annotation, molecular function: oxidoreductase activity.
CUCCACGCAGAUCAUACCACAAUAUCUUGAUACCCCCUGUUUAAUUCCAAUCCUAUAAUGAAUAAUAGUCAAACCUAGUGGCUCACCCGCAUACUCCCCCCUUUUGUUUCGGAAUUCCGACCCGACUCCGAUCGACAGUCAAAAUUUCACAAUCCUCCCCCGUCGGUCGCGUCCUGAACACACCACCCCCCCAGAACGCCACGGCUGCCUGAAUAAUACUACCAGACAUGGCGGAACCUCCAGCGAAACGUGCUCGACGGGUCGAUAGCUCGACAAUGUGGGAUAUGAAUGAUGGGAAUACGCGCUCUCCAGAACCGGAACUCGGAGUGACCAGAAGUCCUCGGCGGGACCGGGAUGAUGUCCGUCGCGACGAUCGGCGAUAUCGCUCGCGUUCCAGAGAUCGUAGAGACAAACGGCGAGAUCGUUCCAGGUCCAGAGACCGCCGCGACCAUGACCGUGACCGGGGGAAUAGAGAUAGAGACGGCAGGGGAAUGAGAGACAGAGAGAGGAGCCCCAGUCGGGAAAGACAUCACGAGAGGCGAGGGAGAUACCGCGAUCGUUCCCGAUCGCCAAUCCGCAACGGGAACAGAGAUGCAUCGAGGACACCGCCGCCGCGAGGCCCACGAGGGGACCGUCGAGGGGAUCGCAGGGAUAAUCGGACACAGAAACAAGAGAUGUUAGACUCGAAGCCCGACAUUCGAUCGAGGGACUCGAUGGAUAUGGAUGUCGAUGAUACCGGGGAAGAUGAUAUCGAUGCGAUGAUGCGCCGCAGCAUGGGUUUUACGAGAUUCCGGACCACCAAGAACACCAAAGUUCCCGGGAAUGAUGUCUACGGAGUGCGGAAGGAGAAGAAGACGGAGUACAGACAGUACAUGAACCGUGUCGGAGGUUUCAACCGGCCGCUCAGUGGCGGUAUCAUCGGCUGCUGCUCAGCGUAUUACCUGACCAGACACCCGUCUUUCGACCCCUCCCGCCACUCCGUGACUCUCCUCGAAGCGAGCGAGAUCGCAGGCGGGGCGUCUGGCAAGGCGGGCGGUCUGCUGGCACAAUGGGCAUAUCCCAGUAGCAUCGUGCCACUGAGCUACAAAUUGCACACCGAACUCGCGCAAGAACACAAUGGAAAAGACCGGUGGGGCUACAGGGAGGUGAACUGCGGCCAGCUAGUGGCACGGGGGCGGCCGCUCAGUCAACAGAAUAAGACGAGCGGGGAUGAGCACAAGUCCCUCGAAAAGCGCAGCGCGGCGGCCUUGGGCAAGCUGAAAUCUGCCAAAGUCCCUGCUGACUUGGACUGGAUUGAGCCGGAACUGUUGAGAGGCUACGAGAGUAUGAGUGGUCCCGGGGAGACCGCCCAGGUCCAUCCUUAUCUCUUUACGACGUCGAUGGCGAGACUGGCGGAGGAGAAGGGCGCGAAGAUUACGCUCGGGUCGGUCACCAAUAUCGGUUACGAAGGCGAUGCCGUCCAGUCAGUCACGUACUCGGACAAGCAAUCGGGCGAGUCGCAAACUAUCCCGGCGACAGAUGUUGUCAUCUCUGCUGGGCCGUGGACCCAGUCCGUCAUGCCGGAAGCUCCCAUCACGGCGAUGCGCGCGCAUAGCGUCGUUAUCCGACCUACGCGACCUGUCAGCGCGUACACGCUUUUCACUAACAUCGAAAUCCCUGCCAAUUUCGACCCGUCGAAGCCCUCGCGUCCGACGGUCGCUGCGCCAGAGAUCUACGCGCGCCCUGACGCUACGGUCUAUGCCUGUGGCGACGGUGACCAGACCGUCCCACUCCCGGCCACCUCAGCCGAUGUCGAGGUGGACCUAGAGAGAUGUCAGGAUAUCAUCAACGAGGUUGGGAGUGUGUCUGACGAGCUGCGCGAUGGGGAGAUUUGCGCGCGCCAGGCUUGCUACCUGCCCAAUAUUCGCGGAGGCCCAUUGAUCGGUCACGCUGGAGCCAAGGGCUUGUACCUUGCGGCUGGACACACAUGCUGGGGUAUCCAGAAUGCCCCUGGCACUGGCAAGGUGAUCAGUGAGUUUGUGUUUGAUGGGGGGGCGAAGAGCGCAAAGAUUGGCGCCCUUGAUCCGCGGAAAUUCAUAUAGACCCAAGGAUACGUCGAUCAUAUAUAGCCUACUAGCUUUAAAAUGCUUCCAUACAUUCUAUGAUGUC